CCUUUCCCCCUUGCUUUGACCCUGAAUGUCUCUUGCACCGUCGACCUAGAACGAACGUGCAGAACAUGCAUUCUCUGUCAAAUGCGUAUGUGCUUAUAUCAAAUCAAUUUAUCGGCGACAAUAAGGAAUGGGUGGAUUGGCGUUUUUUUUAGCGUGGCUUUUUUUCUUUUUCUGUGUACUUUCUGUUCUGAUAUAAUCAUGUCAUUCACGUUCUAUGAAGCAGCUUUGGGAAUCAAAGAACUGAUCUGACAGUUUCUUUUGCUCCGUAGACUAGAUAAUCGAGGUAAAAGAAAGUUAUCGAUCUCAC
Molecule: messenger RNA, 307 nt
Organism: Aspergillus steynii IBT 23096
Lineage: Eukaryota; Fungi; Ascomycota; Eurotiomycetes; Eurotiales; Aspergillaceae
Exons: 1
Coding region: 82-249 (55 amino acids)
Source: RefSeq, a predicted model, not a curated record